Messenger RNA from Hydractinia symbiolongicarpus, 2713 nucleotides. RefSeq names its product procollagen-lysine,2-oxoglutarate 5-dioxygenase 1-like. The record is from RefSeq and is a predicted model, not a curated record. Gene Ontology annotation, biological process: peptidyl-lysine hydroxylation. NCBI's taxonomy places the organism in Eukaryota, Metazoa, Cnidaria, Hydrozoa, Anthoathecata, Hydractiniidae. Gene Ontology annotation, molecular function: iron ion binding; procollagen-lysine 5-dioxygenase activity; L-ascorbic acid binding. Gene Ontology annotation, cellular component: endoplasmic reticulum. The transcript is spliced from 19 exons. Bases 255 to 2417 code for a protein of 720 amino acids.
AAAGUUAAUUUCGGACGUACUUAUUUACGUGCAGAAUAUCACGAAACUCUGUUUCUUUGCAUUAAAUAAAUGACAAUUGUCAAUAUUACACGUGUUUCCGAAGGAUAAUGACAACAACACAACCAAUAACAUUGCGCCAAUUGUAUGACAAUAAUUUAUUCAAAGUGUGACAAAGUUAGUAUUUCCGGUCAGUAUAUAAACAUUGGGUGCGGGAGAAAAUUUUAUAUCUUUUAACAAAUUUUCUCAGCGAUAAGAUGGCUUUGUUUGUUGCGCUUUUAUGUCUCAUGCUUUUAAAAACUGCUUCUUCUCAUAAUGAUGUUCGACUGAAAGUGAUAACAGUGGCUACCGAUGAAACCGAUGGUUACCACAGGUUUUUAAGAUCAGCAAAAAUAUAUGGACUUGAUGUGGAGGUAUUUGGACUACAUCAAGAAUGGUUGGGUGGAGAUAUGGCCAAUGGACCUGGAGGUGGUCAUAAAAUUAACAUAUUGAGAAAUUGUAUUAAGAAAUAUAAAGAUGAUAAAGAUCUUCUCCUGAUGUUUACUGACAGUUACGAUGUUGUUUUUACUGGUGGUGAAAAAGAAAUAUUUGAGAAAUAUAAAUCUGCUAAUGCUGAUGUUUUGAUUUCAUCUGAAGAUUUUUGCUGGCCUGACAAAUCAUUAGCAGCCAAAUAUCCUCCAGUUGCCACUGGUUACAGAUUCCUUUGCUCUGGAGGGAUAAUUGGUUAUGCACCAACAAUUUACGAAUUAUUGACUUUAAAGCAAGUUGAUCAUACCGAUGAUGAUCAACUGUAUUACACACAUAUAUACUUGGAACAACGAGAAAAAUGCAACAUCAAAUUAGACCAUACAGCAAGUCUUUUCCAAAAUCUUAACGGAAAUGAAGAACAUGUGGAACUAAGAUUUGAUGGUGCAACUACCAAAGUAUUGAACACGAAGUAUAACACAUUACCUAUUGUCAUUCAUGGUAAUGGACCAAGCAAAGAUUAUUUAAACUAUUUGGCUAACUACAUCUCUAAUUCAUGGAGUUUCGAAGAAGGCUGUACAAGUUGCAAAGAAAAUACAUACGUAUUGAAUGAUAUCAAGGAACAACAAUGGCCUAACAUACUGAUUGGACUUUAUAUACCAGCUCCAACACCAUUUGUUUCCUCCUAUUUGGAACAAAUUUCAAACCUGGAAUAUCCUAAAAACAAAAUUGAUAUUUUUCUUCACAGUAUUGAUCCCCAUCAUAACAGUGAUAUUAAAGAAUGGAUGAAAAUUCAUGAAGAUAAAUACAGAUCGUUCACUUUCAAAGGACCUCAUAGUUUCCUGGGUGAAAAAGAAGGUAGAAAUACUGGCAUUGGACAUUGUAAAAAAGUCAAAUGUGAUUAUUACUUCUCUGUUGAUGCUGAUGUGUCGCUUACGAACAGGAAUACCCUUCAAAUUCUUCUUCAGCAAAACAGGACCUUUUUAGUUCCAAAACUGUCAAAACCAGGCAAAUUAUGGUCCAAUUUCUGGGGUGCAGUUGGCUCUGAUGGAUUUUAUGCACGUUCAUCUGAUUAUAUCGAUAUUGUAAAAAACGUUCGAAGAGGAGUUUGGAAUGUGCCAUUUGUGUCAAAUGUUUAUUUGAUCAAAUCAUCAAUUAUUGAUCAAAUGAUUGCAAAUCCAUUUACCUCUAAGUAUCAGGACCAAGAUAUGUCGUUUUGUUCAAAUGCCAGAAGCAAGGGUAUUUUUAUGUACGUAACAAACUUGGAUUACUUUGGUCAUUUGAAAGAAACAUCAACCUACACAACAAACUUUAAACAUAAUGAUUUGUAUCAGAUCUUUGACAACAGAUUGGAUUGGGAAGAAAAAUAUUUACAUCCUGAAUUUCAUAAUUUUCUCGAUCCAAAUUCAGAACCAAUUCAACCUUGUCCUGAUGUGUAUUGGUUUCCAUUCACUACAAGAAACUUUACAAAAAAUCUUAUUGAGGAGUGUGAACACUACGGGAAGUGGUCUGGAGGUAAAAACAAGGACGAUAGAAUCUCAGGUGGUUAUGAAAAUGUUCCAACUGUGGAUAUCCAUAUGAAUCAGAUUGGUUUUGAAAAACAAUGGCUCACCAUGCUUAAAGAUUAUGUAUCCAAGAUGGUAACACGUUAUUUCGAUGGUUAUUAUCCAGACUCGAAAGCCAUUAUGAAUUUCGUUGUGAAGUACACACCUACUGGUCAGUUUUACCUUCGUCCUCAUCAUGAUGCGUCAACAGUGACUAUCAACAUGGCGCUUAAUGACAAGGGAGUUGAUUUUGAGGGCGGUGGUGUGCGUUUCACUCGUUAUAAUUGCAGUGUGCUGAACACAAGGAACGGUUGGGGGUUGAUCAAUCCAGGUCGAUUAACACAUCAGCACGAAGGGUUAGAAACGACAAAGGGGACAAGAUAUAUCAUGGUUUCCUUCAUCGAUCCUUGAAAGCAACUUCGUUUCUUUUCAAAACAUUGUCUAUUGUGCUAGAAUAUGGGAUGGAAUGUCGAGCUUAUUCUAAUCAAAGCAAAAAUGGUAGCAUCUACAGCGACCUAUAUUUUUUACUUAUUUGAACAUCAGGUUAGAAUUUAAUUGUAAAGAUUUAUGUGCAAUAUGACGGAAGAAGAGGCCAUAAAAUCAGAAAUUUUAUUCUUAUUUAAUUUUUCAAAAAUUUAACAUGGCAUCUUAUUUAUAUUUUUAAGUAAUUUUAUAUUCUAGUUUUUAGAUAAAACUCAAAACUGUCA